Molecule: messenger RNA, 2748 nt
Organism: Melozone crissalis (California towhee)
Lineage: Eukaryota; Metazoa; Chordata; Aves; Passeriformes; Passerellidae
Gene: RNF180
Product: ring finger protein 180
Exons: 7
Coding region: 132-1826 (564 amino acids)
Biological process (GO): protein polyubiquitination; serotonin metabolic process; positive regulation of proteasomal ubiquitin-dependent protein catabolic process
Cellular component (GO): endoplasmic reticulum membrane
Molecular function (GO): ubiquitin conjugating enzyme binding; ubiquitin protein ligase activity; metal ion binding
Source: RefSeq, a predicted model, not a curated record
GCGGGAGCAGCUGCUGCUGCGCAGCCCCUUCCCCGCCCGCCCGGUCGCUCCAGUGCCGUCGCCUCCUCCUCGCAGCCUCGCACGGCGCGGCCCGGUCAACAUACAGAGCCGCAAAAUCCCAAGCUGACAUAAUGAACAACCAAGGGGCUGGUGUUCUCUGUUGCUGGAGAUGUGGAAAAUAUAUAGCAAAUUCUGUUUUUCUUGCAAAAUGUAGUGAGAAAAAAACAUCCCAAAUAUCACAGCCUUCAGCUGCUGCUCAGAAUUCUUGCAAUGUAUGGCAUGUGAGCUUAGAAGCCAUUCCAGAGUGGGUGAAAUGUGUGAUUGAAAAGGCACAGUGGACAAUUGGAAAACUGCACUGUCCAUUCUGUGAGGCCUGCUUAGGUGGCUUUAACUUUGUUUGCAACAAAGAAUGUUCCUGUGGACAGUUAGUAAACAUACAUUUCUUCAAAACUUGGACUGAGGAUCAGCCACCUUUCUCUGUUGAAUUGUCAGAAUCAUCAGAGAAACAUUUGCUUCUCAAAAUUCAGUCAGGUUUUAACAAGGAUACCUGCCAUGAAGUGGUAACUGCAACUUUGGAAAUCAUAAAUCAAGGGCUUUCAUACACAGCUGGAAGUAAUAAUGGCACUGGAAGAUUAAUAGAAGCACUUUGUCUAGAAGUAAGAGCUCCCAGAUAUGAGAUAGAAAGUAAAAAACUUCCCUUAAAGACAUUAAAUCAAAAAAGAAAUCUCCCUUCUUCUUAUCCUAUAAAAGAUUCAUGCACUGUAAAACCUUUUCACAGACCAUGUAGCUUGCAUUUAAAUAUCAGAGAAAGACUUGUUUUGUCACCUGUGUUAUAUGAAACUUGCGGCGUGGGACCACUCUAUCAUGGCCCAAGUGAAAAUGCACCUGCUUAUGUACAAGGGAGCUUGCAAUUAGAGGCCAGUAGAAAAGGUGGUAGUUCUUUUCAGGAUCUGUAUAGUUCCAGGGCUGAGAUACUACAAAAACAAUUUCAAGUUACUUCUGUUACUACAUUACUACACAGAGACACUGAAAGUGAGUGUGACUUUGAAGUUACUGGACAAUCUUCUGGUACUGUCAUUGCUGAUGGGUCACCAUUUGUGAUGAAUCUUUCCUCGCCUACAAGGGCUGUCAAAGACAAACAGUACAUCACACCUGGUGGUCUUGUGCAGCCUAUGAGUAUCUCCUUCAACCAAAAGCUGAGUAAAAGAGAAAGAGACAAGUCAAAAAGCCUGAGGAGAAAACAAAGGCGAGAACAAUGUCUACUGAAGCAACCUGCAAAUGAUAACCGGCAUACAGAUGAUGAGCAGGAACUCAGAGGAGAUAAAGAAAGCUAUCUCUGUGCUGUGUGUCUGGAUGUUUAUUUCAACCCUUACAUGUGCUAUCCAUGCCACCAUAUCUUUUGUGAACCUUGCUUAAGGAUGCUUGCCAAAGACAAUCCAACCAGCACUCCAUGUCCACUGUGUCGCACUACAAUUGCCAGAGUUUUUUUCCAAACAGAUCUGAAUAACUCUACCAGAUCUUUUUUCCCUGUGGAAUAUUUGAAUUUAAAGGAAAAUUUUCAAAAAUCCAAUUCUGCUAAAUGGCCUCUACCAAGCUGCAAGAAAGCAUUCAGAGUUUUUGAAGCAGGUUUUCGAAGGCGCUCAAAUACUGUGACCAGGAGGCAUUUCCCACAUGCUGCUCACAGGAUGGACUUCAUGGACUUCGAGGAUGAUAGCCGUGGAUGGCGGUUUGAUAUGGACUUGGUGAUCAUAUACAUUUAUUCAGUCAACUGGAUAAUAGGAUUUAUUGUUUUCUGUUUCCUUUGUUAUUUCUUUUUCCCUCUUUAGGCUGUAGAAAUAACAGUUAAGGAAAAUGAGAGUCAUAGGAACAGAAAAAUUGUGAAUAGAAAAAUAUUGAAAAAAGGUUAAAAUGUUUGAUACUGCAUUUUUAUCAUUCAGAAUUGGAAUAGACUGCAUCAAGCAUGCUGUGCAGCUGUUCGUUACUUCUAUAUGUGACAAAGUACUUGAGUUUGGUUACAAAUGUAAUGUGAAAUCCACAUCAUACUUCAUUCAGUGGGAGUUUUGCCUUUGGGAAAUUUUGAUGGGAAAAGAAUUUACCCCUAAUUUAUAAAAUGAUUACUCUGUAGAAGUACUCCCAGUUUUUAGGGGAAGUCUGUGUGCUACAAAAGAAUGUAAUCUAUAGAGUCAUUUAGGGGUUUCACUCUGUGUUGACACACUUCACUCACUCAUUGGUGCUUCAAUUCCUCAUACAUAAAAGCAAUAAAGAUGCUUCCCAUUUUUACUCAGAUCCUUUGGGAGCAGAAGUGCUGUACCAUGCAUUGCGCAGAUAUUCAUCAGAACUAUUUCAGUGCCAUGAUCCAAAUCCUGGAAAAUUUUGACAACUGAUAGACCUGUCAGCAUUCCACUGUGAUAGUUUGAGCCUAUUAACCAAAAAGAAAAAUUACACUGCAGUGUGCUGCCAGUUCAUCUUCUCUGCAAAUAUUAAUCAAAAGGAAUCAACUAACAAUCACAAGUUCUGCACAGUAAGAAGACCAUUUUUGUGCAGAUUCCCACUGUAGCACCAUACCUUUUUUACCCAUUCAGAUGAGUGUGUUUGGAUCCAGCAAGACUAAUGGAGGGCAAGCAGCAGGCCUGUUGGCUAUGAUGCUGUUAGACACUGACCCAAAUAAACACUGGAGACAGAAGCAUUCUCCAGUAUAAGAAAUCAGUAUCAUUAUUAAAUUGCUGUAAAAAUUGAGGAUACUUUUAA